UUUUAGACCCUGUGAACGUGCCCAGGGCCAGGAUCGUGCUGGGUGGUUGGACUGAACUGCAGGGACAGGGAGAUGAGGAGGGGCCCGCGGUAAAAACUGCCUUUAGUGCCCAGCCAUUAGUCAGGGGCUAAAAGCAGAGCUGUGGGCUCCCAGAGCAGAGGCUGGGAACAGCCAGGAGGGGAGCCAGGAGUGCCAGGCUGUGCUGCUGUGCCCCAGCUGUGCCAUGGGACUUCUCUGGGAGCUUUCCUGGUCCCUCCCUGGGAAAAUCCUGCUGUUCCUGAGCCAUUCCUUGUUCCAGCUGUGCAGUGGGAUUUCUCUGGGAGUUUUCCAGAACCCUCCUUGGGAAAAUCCUGCUGUUCCUGAGCCAUUCCUUGUUCCAGCUGUGCAGUGGGAUUUCUCUGGGAGCUUUCCUGGUCACUCUUAGGGAAAAUCCUGCUGUUCCUGAGGCACUCCUUGUUCCACCUGUGCCGUGGGAUUUCUCUGGGAGCUUCCCUGGGGAAAUCCUGCUGUUCCUGAGGCACUCCUUGUAGGCUGACAUUUGGGAGGAUGCUGUUUUGCUGUUUUCCCCAUGAUUUUUCAUCCUGUCCCUGAGAGCUCAGCAGAACCACGUGAUCCCUCAGGAUGCAAAGGGCUGGAUAAAGCAUUCUCCUCUUGGAGUGCUGAGCUGUGGCUGUUCCGUGUGCAUUCUGGGCAUGGGGAAUGACGUUGGGACACGGGAGCAUGAGGGGGAGCUCUGCUUCAGCACUGCAGCUGCUGGAGCACCCUGCUUUGGUGGGAGCUGUCCCUGCCCAGCAGAUGGGCUUUCACUUCCAACCCAACCAUUCCAGGACUCCUGCUGAGAUCCUGGAGAAACAAAUCCACCCACAAGGGGCUGCCUGUUCCCUGCUCUGGGACAGCUCCAGCUGCCUUGAGGGACUCCAUUCCUCCCCCUGAUCCCACUUGCCACAGAAGCAUCAUGAAGCAAACCCCUCUCGUAGGGUGGAUGUCAGAAAAUAUUUUUAUAUGAACCCUCACUCGCAGCCCCUGAAUGCCAAAGCAGAGCAAGGACUUAAAGGGAUUCUGUUGCAGUGUCUGAUUUGAGUGUUUCAAUCUAUUCCAGUAAGAAAGUUUGGCUUUGACAUCCCACCAUGGGAACCCGAGCCUUCUUCCACCACAGAGAGGAGGAGCAGAAGGAGGAGAGGAAACACAGCUUGGAAAUGACCUCCACAACCAGGAAAAAAAGGUUUAAAACCAGUGAGGAAGAGGAGACCUUCAGCCUUUCAGACCUAUCGAUAGCAGCUGCCCUUGCCUUGACCUCUGAAACAGCAAAUUCCAGGGAGUACAAUCUAAGAAGGGAAGCUGAGCUCCUGGAGCUGGAACAGAGGGGGCAGAAGAGGACUCAUUUUGGGAAUGACAUGGAGAAGAUGGAAGAGGAGCUCAUCAGGAUCUGCAGGCAGCUCCGAGUGAGGGCUGACAGGAAGGGCCUGCGCAGGAAGGCUCUGGAGAAGGCGUGCCUGCAGAAGGAGCUGCUGGAGCUGCGCGCGGGGCGGGCGCCCCUGCUCUGGAUCCCGCUGCGGGCACACGCCGUCUGGGAGAGCAUGGAUGUCACCCUGGCGUGCACCACCCUGGGCGCCCCUGUGCCACAGGCCACCUGGUAUAAAAACGGAAUCCCCAUCGAUCCCCGCCGAGCCCCAGCAGGAAAGUACAAGAUCAGAAAUAAAUUUGGGAUGCUGACCCUGCACAUCAGCAGAUGCUCCAUGGAAGAUUCUGCUGAGUACAGUGUGGAGGUAAAGAAUCAGUAUGGUGAAGCGUAUUCCUUUGCUACGGUGCUUGUCAGGAAAUAUUAUGGAAAGGAGUCAGGAUUUGAUUCAGAAAUAUACAAAAGAUCCCUUCUGGCCAGAGAGGCAGAUUUUGCUUUUCCACUGAAACCCUUAUUUGCAAGAGAAAAGGAGCCUUUCACCCUCUCCUGUUACUUCUCCUCUGAUUUACUGGACCACCAACGAGGCAUCACCUGGUUCAGAGAUGGGCAGCUGCUGCAGGACUCAGAAGGUCAGGAGCUGAGGUGCCAGGAGCGUGAGGCCUCUGUGACAGUGCCGUGUGCUCACAAGGAGGAUGAGGGCUUCUACACCAUCCGUGUCCCCUCGCUGCAUGGCUACAAGGAGCAGACCACUUACGUGUUUGUGAGAGAUGCUGCAGCACUGACAGCUGGGGCCCCAGGAUCCCCCCUCAACGUGAGGUGCCACGAUGUGAACAAAGACUGCCUGCUCCUCUCCUGGGUAGCACCCAGCGACGAUGGAGGAAGCCCCAUCCUGGGGUACCUCAUUGAAAGGUGUGUGGCUGGCUCAGAGGAGUGGGUGCAGUGCAGUGCCCAGCCUGUGAAGGGCUGCAGGUGCCCAGUGCUGGGCCUGGCUGAGGGACAGACGUACCAGUUCCGGGUCAGGGCUGUCAACAAGGCUGGCACCAGCCACCCCUCGAGGGCCUGUGACCCCGUCACCACCCACGACCCCAGCAGGGACAAGAGAGUGACAGUGAUUCCAUACGACCAGGGCAGGACCAUAGAAAUCUCCAAGGAUGACCUGGAGGGACACAUUAAAAUUCCCCUGCCACCCACCAAUGUUCAUGCAAGUGAGGUCAGAGAAGAUUAUGUGGCUUUGGCUUGGGAUGAACCAGAUCCAAGAGGCAGAGAGCCACUGAAUUAUUAUGUGGAAAAGUCGCUCGUAGGCAGCAGCUCCUGGCAGAUGGUGAACCUGGACACGCCAGUGAGUUCCCCCAGGUUUGCACUCUUCGGUCUGCCGAAGGGGAAAUCCUUCUGCUUCCGCGUGCGCUCCGUCAACAAGUUUGGGAUCAGCGAGCCCUCGGUGCCCAGCGCGCCCGUCACCGCCGGGGCACAGCCCGCUCCUCCAUCUCCACCAUCUCAGGUUUUGGCCUUCAGAGACACCAAGACAUCUGUCGUUGUGCAGUGGGACGAGCCCAAGGAUGGCCCGGAGCCCCUUGGCUAUUACAUCUACUGCCGGGAGACGGGCACGGAGGAAUGGCAAACAGUCAAUAACAAGCCAGUGACAGGCACCGAAUUUACUGUUCCUGGGCUGCAGCCUGGACAAGAAUAUGUGUUUUGUGUGAAAUCUGUCAGCGAUGCAGGACUGAGUGAGAGCUCUCCAGAAACAGAUCCCAUCGUUGUCAGGCCAGCAAUUGCCUGUCCCUCAGCCCCUCGUGACUUUGUGCUGCUGCACUGUGGCAAGGCUGAGAUGACCAUUGGCUGGAAAGCCCCGAAGCACAAAGGAGGAACAAAGAUCCUGGGAUAUUUCCUGGACCAGCACGACCACUCGGAGCCCGACUGGCACGAAGUCAACGCUCGGCCGAUUCCUCGGCGCGUUUGCACGGUCAGCAGCCUGCAGGAGGGGCACCUGUACGAGUUCCGUGCCCGUGCCAUGAACAGGGCUGGAGUGGGGGAAGUGUCCGAGCCCAGUGACCUGUUCAGAUGUGAGGAAUGGACAAUGCCAGAGCCAGGCCCUCCUCACGACGUCAGGUGCACCGAGGUGAGGGACUGCUCCCUGCAGCUGCACUGGGAAGCUCCUCUCUACCUGGGGGCAGGGCCGGUCACGGGCUACUUCAUAGAGCUGUGUGAAGAAGGCUCAGAGGAGUGGAGGCAGAUGAACAAGCAGCCCACAGCCACGACCCACAUGAAGGUUUCAGACCUGGAAACAGGGAAGUGCUACAUUUUCCGAGUACGAGCACUGAACAAGGCUGGAGUUGGACCCCCUUCACUCCCCUCAGACCCUGUGGUGGCUAAAACCAAGCCUGGCACAAAUGAAAUUGAACUCGGGGUGGAUGAAGAGGGUUUCAUUUACAUGGCCUUUGAAGCUCCUGAAAAGAAUGACUCCUCUGAAUUUAUCUGGUCUAAGGACUAUGAGGGACCUCCAGACCCUGACCGAGUUCAGAUUGAAGAGAAAGGCAACAGAUCAAAACUGAUACUGAAAGAGCCCUCAGAAAAGGACCUGGGCGUGUAUUCGGUGGAGGUCACGGAUGUAGAUGAUGAUAUUUCUGCCAGCUGCACUUUAACAAAAGAAGAUCUGGACAAGCUGUUGAAACGUAGCCACGAAAUCAGGAACCCAUUGAUCAAGCUGAUAUCUGGCUGGAACAUCGAUGUCCUGGAGAAGGGGGAAGUGAGGCUGUGGCUGGAGGUGGAGAAGCUGUCCCCGAAUGCUGAGCUGCACCUGAUCUUCAAUGACAAGGAGCUCACCAGUACCCCGACACACAAAAUCAACUUUGUGAAAGAGCAAGGCCUCGUGGAACUGAUAAUCCAGGACUUCUGUGCUGAUGACAAAGGGGUGUACACAGCCCAGCUCCAGGAUGGGAAAGCCAAAAAUCAAUUCACCCUUGUUCUCAUGGAUGAAUCUUUUGCUAAAGUGGCAGAAGAAGCUGAAGCCAAACGGAGACAAUGGAAGAAAAAGCAGGGUCCGCAUUUCAUAGAGAACCUGACAUGGAAAGUUUUGGAGAGCUGUGAAGUGCUCCUCACCUGCAAGGCAACGAACCUGAGGAAGGACACCAACUUCCAGUGGUUCUUCAACCACAAGGCACGGGCUGGUGGAGUGUUUGAUGCACAGACUGGGAUGGGAGCUCUGCAGAUCCCGAAGGUAACCAAGGCAGAUGAGGGGCUGUACAAAGCAGUGGUUUCAGAUAACCGAGGAGAGGACUCCACCCAGCUGGACCUCACAAAAGGAGCCUUUGAGGAGCUUCUGAAGGAGCUGUGCAGGAUCAGUGCUCUUUCUGCCACACCUCUGAAAAUCCAGCCCACCGAGGAAGGCAUCAAAAUCUACACAGAUGUCAAGUACUACACAGACUACAUGAAAACCACCUGGUACCACAAGGAGAAACAGCUGGAAAGCCGUGACAGGAUGAGAGCUGGGAGCACCAUGAACCAGAUCUGGCUGCACAUCCUGGAGCCCGGGGAGGCCGAGAAGGGCAAAUACACCCUGGAGAUAUUCGAUGGCAACAGCUCCCACAAACUGUCAACAGACCUGUCUGGGCAAGCUUUCGAAGAUGCCCUGGCUGAGCACAGGAGGCUGAAGGAAGCAGCAAUAGCAGAGAAGCGUCGGGCCAGAGUCGUUCAAGGUCUGCCAGAUGUUGCCACCAUCAUGGAGGACAAGACCCUGUGCUUAACUUGUUGUGUGUCUGGGGACCCCUACCCAGAGAUCACCUGGUUCAAAAACGAGAAGGUCAUCGUGUUUAAGGACAGAUACAAGAUGGACGUGAAGGGCUCAGUGGUCACAAUCACCAUAGAGAGAGUCUGCAACGAAGACACGGGAAAAUACAGCAUCUAUGUCAAGAAUAAAUAUGGGUCUGAAAUAGGGCAGGUCACUAUCAGUGUCUACAAACACGGGGAGGUCCCAAUAGCAACAGAGCAGGAAGUCCCAGCUGGGAUUUCCACAAAAAAGCCUAAAUGAAUGAAUUGUCUCCUUGAAUCUGAAAGGAGUUGAACUCCUCCAGAUGCCUUUCGGUGUCUCUGUGUUUAUUUUAGCAAUAUUUCAACGUUUUGGCAGUUGUUAGAGAACAAUUCUGGGCUGUGUGUGGGUGUGUGUGUGCUCACACGUGUGUACACUGCAUGUUCACCUUCCAGAGAGACUGUGCCCUGGUAAAUGUGUGUGGAAUACCAGAGGAUCCACACGUGGGGCUUUAUGGAGGGUUUUGUAUUAAAUCACUACAUGUAACAGAUUUUCUUGUAGCCUGUGUGUGUGUGUGUGUGAUUAAACUCAAACCCCUGGUGACAUCUCAGCUCUGCUUUGAGUAUAUCCAUGAUGAAAUCACUCCACCUGGGGGUGUGUGGGAAGUCAGGACAAAGGACCCUGCAAAUCAGGAAUUCUCACAGGUAAAUGUAAGUACAAAUCUGGCUCUUUCUAUGUGGACCUCCUUUAAAAUUACCUACUAAAAAAAGGGUGCUGAAUUGGUAAGGAAAAGCUGAGCACUGGGUUUCUAUUUUAAUAGAAUGAAAAGCUAACUUAGAGAGGUCACCCACCCCUGGGAUACAGGCUCUGGCUGAAUUAAGCAAUCUAGCUGCAAGACACAGCUAAUGAAAGCCUUCCAAAAUCAACAGUCAGGCCUGCACAGACAGCAAGGAACAUCACUCAAGGGCUGGAGUGAGUGAAGAAUUCCUUGUGCAGUUGGUGAGAAGAAAAAAGAACGCAUCCUAUUUGCUUCCUGCAUUCACUCUCCAAGCAAUGUUCCAUGUUUUAUCUUUUAUCUUCUAUUAAAAUAAAAAGUAAAAAGAAACCGAGUUUAAUUCAGUUCUGUUAGGUGCACAUCACUGACAUCUGCUGGAUAAAAUCAUCACUCAUGUCCCACUCCAACAUGAGUUUGCCUGUCCUCAAGCAAUGGGAGGCCCACAAUUUUGAAAGAAACAGAAUUAUUUUAUUCCUUUUCAUCCACCAUUUAAGGUUCAAGUGCCCACAGCAGAGAACAUUGUAAUAAUCAGGAAGUUCCUGCUGUACAAUACCCAUCACCUUGA
Messenger RNA from Motacilla alba alba, 6481 nucleotides. It is a transcript of the gene MYOM3, whose product is annotated as myomesin 3. The transcript is spliced from 36 exons. Bases 1128 to 5423 code for a protein of 1431 amino acids. Gene Ontology annotation, molecular function: protein binding. NCBI's taxonomy places the organism in Eukaryota, Metazoa, Chordata, Aves, Passeriformes, Motacillidae. The record is from RefSeq and is a predicted model, not a curated record.